Molecule: messenger RNA, 5277 nt
Organism: Mustela lutreola (European mink)
Lineage: Eukaryota; Metazoa; Chordata; Mammalia; Carnivora; Mustelidae
Gene: RNASEL
Product: ribonuclease L
Exons: 6
Coding region: 293-2320 (675 amino acids)
Biological process (GO): protein phosphorylation; negative regulation of viral genome replication; defense response to virus
Molecular function (GO): protein binding; RNA binding; RNA nuclease activity
Source: RefSeq, a predicted model, not a curated record
UCUCUCAACCCCGCCCCGCUGGCCGGGCACCGCCGGAGGAGGUGCUCUCCUGCGGGCCCCCGCCUUCGGCGACCGAGGGCUCUCCGCGGAAGAGCCGAGGGCCGCGCGUCCGAGUCCAGGAGAAGACUUCCAAGAAUAUUUCCUUCCUCAUAUUGCUGGUCCACGGCCAGAUAGUCCCUAUUUAUCCUGAUGGUUCAAAGAGCUCCAUGUCUCUUUGAUCAAGUCCCAAGGAGAGAAGUUUUCAUUUUCUCAAAGAAAAGGCACAGAAUCGUAGCCAGUGGUAAUUACCGUCAUGGAGACCAAGAGCUCUAACAGCCUUCAGGAGAGUUCCACACCUGCCGGCACUGAGAGGACAUCAGGGGAUGGCAUUCAGUUACUCAGAGCUGUUAAAGAAGGAAACAUCGAGCUGCUCCAGCAAUUGCUGGAAGGAGGGGCUGAGGUCAACUUCCAGGAUGAAUGGGGCUGGUCAGCUUUGCAUAACGCCGUACAAGGUUGCCGGGAGGACAUGGUGAAUCUUCUGCUUCACUAUGGUGCAGACCCUUGUCUAAAGAAGAAGAAUGGGGCCACUCCCUUCAUCAUUGCUGGGAUUGUGGGAAAUGUGGAGCUGCUCAAACUUUUCCUUUCUAAAGGAGCAGAUGUCAAUGAGUGUGAUGAUAACGGCUUCACAGCUUUCAUGGAAGCUGCUGAGCAUGGGGAGGAGGAAGCCUUAAAAUUCCUGUAUGAGAAUGGGGCAGAGGUGAAUUUGAGUCGAAAGACAACGGAGAAUCAGAAGAGGCUUAGAAAAGGAGGGGCCACAGCUCUAAUGGAUGCUGCUGAAAAUGGACAUGCAGACAUCUUGAAGAUCCUCCUUGAUGAGAUGGGGGCAGAUAUCAAAGCCCGUGACAAUAUGGGCAGAAAUGCUUUGAUCUAUGCCUUUCGGAAGUCUGAUAAUGGAAACUUGGUGGACAUCAUUUCCCUUCUGCUGUACCACGGGGCUGAUGUCAAUGUGAGGGGAGAGAAAGGGAAGACACCCCUGAUCCUGGCAGUGGAAAGGGGGCACUUGGGUUUAGUGCAGAUGCUUCUGGAACAAGAACAUAUAGAGAUUGAUGACACAGACAGUGAGGGCAAAACAGCGCUUCUGUUGGCUGUCGAACUCAAACAGAAGAAAAUUGCUCAACUCUUAUGCAACAAAGGAGCCAGCACAGACUGUGGGGAUCUUGUGAUGAUAGCGAGACGCAAUUAUGACGCUCCCCUUGUAAAGCUGCUUCUCUCUCAUGGGGCCAGAGAAGAUGGUUGCCCUCCUGUGGAAGACUGGAAGCCUCAGAGCUCACGCUGGGGGAAGGCCUUGGAACAUCUCCGCAGAAUAUACCGCCCUAUGAUUGGCAAUCUCAAGAUCUUUAUUGAUGAAGAAUAUAAAAUCGCUGACACUUCUGAAGGGGGCAUCUACCUUGGGUUCUAUGAAGGGCAGGAAGUAGCUGUGAAGCGAUUCUCUGAAGGCAGCACACGCGGACAACAGGAAGUCUCCUGUCUGCAGAGCAGCCGAGUAAACAAUGACUUGGUGACAUUCUAUGGGAGUGAGAGCUACAAGGACUGUCUGUAUGUGUGUCUUGCCCUCUGUGAGCAGACCCUGGAGGAACACUUCGCCGCGUGCAGCGGGGAGGCUGUGGAAAAUGAGGAAGAUGUGUUUGCCCGAAAUGUCCUCUCAUCUGUAUUUAAGGCUGUUGAGAAACUCCAUCUGCUGUGUGGAUACACACACCAGGAUCUACGCCCACAAAACAUCUUAAUAGAUUCCAAGAAUGCUAUUUGCCUGGCAGAUUUUGAUGAAAGCGUCAAGUGGGCUGGAGAGCCGCAGGAAAUCAAGAGAGAUCUACAGGCCCUCGGAUGGCUGGUCCUGUAUGUGGUGAGGAAGGGAGAAGUCCCUUUUGAGACACUGAAGACUAAAAGUAAUGAAGAGGUGAUUCGACUUUCUCCAGAUGAGGAAACUCGGGACCUCAUUCGUUGCCUGUUUAACGCAGGAGACAACGUGCAGGGGCACCUGAACGGCCUGCUGGGUCAUCCCUUCUUUUGGAGUUGGGAGAACCGCUAUAGGACCCUGAGAGAUGUGGGAAAUGAAUCUGACAUUAAAAAGGGUGUGUUUAAAAGCGAGAUUGUCCAACUACUGCAACCUGAAAAAUCUGAAUGUUCCAGAAGUUUUGCCAGGUGGACUUCUAAGGCCUGGCUCAACCAAGGGGUGGAAAAGGGGACUUCCCUGCCUUCCUCUCCAGCCCGGUCCCCCGCUGCCCUGUUGGGUCAGAGGCCAGGCCUUCCUGACAGACAGACUCUCACCUGGACUCCUCCUUAGGAUUCCCUUAUCCCAGGCCAGGAGACUUUUUCCUUUCUUAGGGCUCUUUCCCUCCAGCGCUGGUUCUGAGAGGGGCCUGGCUAAUGAUCCUAUUACCGUUGGGACAAGAGUAGCUGAUUAAAUGAGGUUAUCCCCGAGGAGCUGCCACACCAUGGGGCUCCUCAUCCAGGGAGAGCCUGGCGGCCGCUGCUAUAUACAGCCCAGUUCUGAGCAGCUGCACACACCUCGCUUCCGCCUGAGAAAACACACCAUGAAGAAAAGGGGAUCUUUCAAAUUCCUCCUCUUCAGGAAAAGGUCCAUCUAAUGAACUAAAUACAGUAAAACAUAAAAAAUAAGUCACCAUCUCGAUCUAGUCAGUGCUAUCAGAACUUUAAUUUUUUUUUAAAAUUUAUUUAUUUAUUUACUUGACAGGCAGAGAUCACAAGCAGGCAGAGAGACAGCCAGAGAGAGGGGCUGGGGGAGCACGCUCCCCGCGGAGCAGAGAGCCUGAUGCGGGACUCGAUCCCAGGACCCCGGGACCAUGACCUGAGCCAAAGGCAGAGGCUCCAGCCCACUGAGCCACCCAGGCGUCCCUCAUUUUUUUUUUUUUUUUUUUUAAGAUUUACUUAUUUAUUUUCAGAGAGAGAGAGAGAGAGUGUGUGUGUGGGUGUGGGUGUGUGAGAGAGAGAGAGAGAGAGUGAGAGAGCGAGAGAGCAGGGAGAUAGGAGGGGGAGAGGGAGAUGGAGAGAGAGAGAGAGAGAGAGAAUCUUAAGCAGACUCUAUGCUGAGCAUGGAGCCCAAGGCAGGGCUGCAUCUCUGAGAUCAGGACCUGAGCCAAAACCAAGAGUUGGAUGCUUAACCAACUGUGUCACCCAGGCACCCCCGAGAACUUUCAUUAUUAUUACUUAGCAGACAUCUAUCAAGUACCAGUUACUUGCUGAACCUAUGCGAGCCCAUGGGCAUGUGAAGCAGAAUACAGCAUAGUCCAUGGGGGGCUGAGAGACCCACAGAAGCACUGCCUGUGUGAUGCACGCUGGGGAGCUCAGAGACUGUGCAAAGCACUAUGGGAAAAUCCAUAAUCCUCAGGUCUUUGACUGAGACCCACAGCUCUAUCCUAUGCCUGAUCUAGGACGGCUUCUCCCACACCUCUUUGUUUCUGGGUCUCAUUUUGCUUUCCUUCUCUCACUUACCUCUAGAUGAUACAUCACACUCAUAAUUGCUGCCUUGGCGUCCAUCUUUCGGGCUCCCCUUUAAAUUCCACAAGGGAAGAGACUAUCCAUUGUCUUGUCCACUGCUGAAUUCCUAGCAUGGAGUAAGAGUGCCAUAACUCUGGUAAUGAAUGUCUAUAAAACUUCAGCUAAGGGGUGACUAAGUGGCUCAGUCAGUUAAGCAUCUGCUUUCAGCUUAGUUCCGGAUCCCAGAGUCCUGGGAUUGAGCCCCAUGUGGGGGCUUCCUGCUCAGUGGAGAGUCUGCUUCACCCUCUCCCUCUGCCCCUUCCCCCUGCUUUCUCUCUCUCUCUCUCUCUCUCGCUCUCGCUCUCACUCUCAAAUAAAUAAAUAAAUAAAUAAUUUUUUUUUUUUUUUUUAAAACAAAAACUUCAGCUGGAAUGUAAACUUGUAGGAACAGAGAUGUUGGAAACCAAAGUAGAUAACAAUAACAGCUGACAAUUCUCUGGUGCUGACUAUAUGGUGGUUAUAGUUCCCAGGACUUUCUGAGAGUUUCCAGUUAAUCCUUAUAACAGCCUUUGAGCUAAUUACCUUCAUGUCACAGGUGGGCCCACGGAGGCACAGACAAAGCAUUUUUCCAAAGGUCAAGAACCAGCCCUAGGAUCUGCUGCCAGGCUGUCUGGCUGCUGAGGCCGUGUGCUAAAGCUGCUCACUGCAGGAAGCUGUGAUGCCAUCAAGUCCACCAAUGCAUUUCACGGCUGAGCUCAUGGAGACUCAGACGUGUGACCUGAAGUAGGCAGGGCUGGAGAGGUGGAGGUUGGCACAAUCGGGAUGGAAAACCCAUUCUUUCUUUUCCCAAUUCAUCAGUUUUUUCCCCUAAGCUUCACCGACUUAACGUUGAAUUCUGAGGCCUUCAAGUCUUAUCUCUUAGUUCCCCUGUGAGAUUUUGAUUUUCUGUUGCUUUUUGUGACUUGCCCAUUUUCAUGGUCGGUUGUUCAGUUUUGCGACCGCAUGGAGAAGCCAAGUUUUCCCGUGUUUGCUGCUGCCUCCUCUCCACAGGCCGCCCCAUCCUGCCACACAGACACGCUUUCUAAGUAUGACAGCUAUCGACACAGGUGCAUGCACAAAGAGAGAGGCAGUGACUUGAGAGAAGCUGCUCUGGGACACUUAGAGGCAAGGAGAAACAUGACACCUUCGGAAAUAGAAUUCAAAACAAAGUCAAACAAAAACAAGGACACUCGUUUUGGCAAUGGCUGCCAGGUUUGAUGUUAGUCUGAACGAAUCCUCUUCAAAGGGGAAACAUAACCAAUUACCAACUCGGGUGGGUGGCCACAAGGAUAAAAACUGCGUAAUAUGAUGAACAAAUGUCUCAGUAUAGUAGCCAAAGAAUUCCUAAACCAUGUUUGAAUACAUUUAAUUUCUCAUGGAAAAUAGUUCGCUUGGAAAAUAGAGACUGGUAUGUAGAAUUACUUAUGAUCCUUCAUCCAGACAGAACUAUGGAUAGCAUUUUGGUGUAUGGUAUUUACUUCCAUUUGUUUCUUUCUAUUAAUUUGCAUUAUUAGUUAGUGGUAAUUUGGGCAUAUACCCAAAUUUGCAAUUUGCCUCUUUGUAUUAAUGUCCCGUGAGGAUUUAUUCUGUGGUGCUACCACAUUUUUGUGUAAUGUUUUGUGUUUUAGAUUGACACAUAUGUUAUGGAUAAAAUGAAUGAGUUUUAUAUAACUAAAAAAAAGCCUGCUUAUAAGAACACUCUGAGUGAUCUGUUAAAGUUCAUUCGGAAUUUGGGAGAACAUAUUAAUGAAGACAAAAAUAAAA